Populus euphratica (Euphrates poplar) is the source of this 871-nucleotide messenger RNA. RefSeq names its product RNA-binding protein 8A-like. The transcript is spliced from 4 exons. The record is from RefSeq and is a predicted model, not a curated record. Gene Ontology annotation, biological process: RNA processing. Gene Ontology annotation, cellular component: cytoplasm; nucleus. The coding region runs from base 96 to 626 and encodes 176 amino acids. NCBI's taxonomy places the organism in Eukaryota, Viridiplantae, Streptophyta, Magnoliopsida, Malpighiales, Salicaceae. Gene Ontology annotation, molecular function: mRNA binding.
CCCGGUCACGCAACAAAAAACUGUACUGUACUGUUACAACGAAUACUGCCUCCUCACCAGUCACUGCGUCGCCAAAAAAAAGUCUCAGAGAGAGAAUGAGAGGCAGAGUCAUGGUAGACAAAGACAACGGCGACUUCUUGAUGACGGAACAGCCAAGAGGAAGAGGAAGGGAAAGGCGCAAAGGCAGAGGUCUCAGACUCGGAGGACGAGGAGAAUCAAGGCAACAGACACUACUCCAUGACGAAGAAGAAGAGGAAGAGGGUGGGAUUGACCGAAAUGUCCUUCAACUCUUCACUCCUCUUCGCUCUGUAGAGGGUUGGAGUGUUUUGUUGAGUGGAGUGCAUGAAGAAGCACAAGAAGAUGAUAUUCUCACUCUAUUUGGUGCUUAUGGCCACAUCAACAACUUGCAUCUCAAUCUUGAUCGCCGCACCGGAUUUCUUAAGGGGUAUGCUCUGAUAGAAUAUGAGAACUUUAUGGAAGCUCAAGCUGCUAUAUCUGGAAUGAAUGGGACUAAACUCUUAUUUCGGACCAUCUCUGUUGACUGGGCUUUCAGCACUGGUCCUUUCGAAGGGAGGAGAUCAUUUGACACACACCGUUCAAGGAGCCCAAGGAGACACCUAGCUUAGCACCGGAAGACAGGCAAUAAGUUGAGAGGGGAUGGGUUGUCCAUACUCUCACAGGGAUGUUAAUAUGCUAUCCAUCAACAUGUCUUCUAGUUUCAAAAUCUCAAUUUCAUAAACAAGCCCAGGAUUUCAUGCUAGCUUGUCAGUAAAAAGUAUUGAAUCAGAUUGAAUAUUGAUUCAUGUUACCUUUAUUCUGGAGUUGAAACUUGAAAAUCCUCUCUGGAUUCGGUGCCUGUUUUAGAAUAUGA